UCUUGCUACCUUCGCUCUUAAGCAACACAACCCUUUAUAACACCUUACCUCUCCAAACAACUCGAUCGAUACAUGUAAAUUUUCCUAACCUCUCGCUCAAAAAGAAUUACUUUUCCAAAGAUUUUACAUUUCGCAUCGGAAGAUGAUGGCCGUUGAGCCGAAAGCCCUUCCCUCCGCCCACCAGUUCACCGUCGUCAUCGACGGCGUCGAGACGGCCAUCCACGAGGGUGUGCUCCGGUGCAACGGCGGCACACUGACCGUGCUCAGCCCGGGCGUCCUCGAGGCCAGCCGGUUCCAGCACAUCGUCGUGAGCGGCGACGGCGGGGGCGACGUCCGCUUCACCCGGUGCGGGUACGCGGCCGCCGAGGACUGCGGCGCGGUGUGGUUCCACCGAUGCGUUGCGGUGCGCGUGGACGGGGCGCGCGACGUGGCCGUGCGGCGGUGCUGGUCGGCGGACGUGGAGCGCGCGGGCUCUGUGACCAUCCGCCGGUGCAAGGGUGCCGCGUGCGUCCGCGGCGCUGGGGAGCUGCGCGUGGGGAGGUGCAGGGAGGUCGACGUGGGGAGCUGCGCCGACGUGGCCGUGGUGCGGUGCCGCGCCGCGCGCGCGGACUGGUGCGGUGCGCUCGCGCUGGGCAGGUGCAGGUCCGCGGACGUCAGCCGCUGCGGCGCUGUGCGCAUCGAUCGGUGCCGCGACGCAAGUGUGUUGGGAUGCGCCACCGUAGCGGUGCGCCGCGGCAAGGUGAGCAUGGUCGAGGUGCAGAAGGUGCCGCAGCCGUUUUGUCAGGAGCAGCCGAUGUAUCAGCAAGCAGAGCCUGUCCUCGCGGCGCCCGUGGCCAUUGUGAGCAAGUAAAAGGGCCUACAUGCGUGCGCAUCUGCAAUACUGCCGUAUGUCUAGAUACCGUACCAGUAUGGUGCAAUUAUUUGCGUGGAGUAUAUGGACUCUGGUUUGAUACGUAUUGUUAUGUGAUCUUGUGCCAGUAAUUCCUGUAGUAUUUGGAUAAGUUUCUGAGAUGUGCAGUUGAUGUGUAUGGGUGUUUUCAUUUUUCAUAUAAAUAUGGUACAUAUGUAUGUAAAAUAUAACAAUAAUAAAAUAAGUAAUAUUUGUUUGUGGAUAA
This is a messenger RNA of Phragmites australis (common reed), 1115 nucleotides long. RefSeq lists its product as uncharacterized. The record is from RefSeq and is a predicted model, not a curated record. NCBI's taxonomy places the organism in Eukaryota, Viridiplantae, Streptophyta, Magnoliopsida, Poales, Poaceae. The transcript has a single exon. Bases 143 to 850 code for a protein of 235 amino acids.